AUGGAUGAAAGAACGCCUCUCAGUGGGGCUUGCUCCUGUGGCCGAAAUCACUACUUCAUCCAAGUCCCAUCGAAUUCGCUCGAAAAUCUACAAGUGCUCUAUGAUGAUAGAGCAGAGCAUACUCUUUCCCUUCGCGUUCCGUUAGCUCAAAUCCACAGUACCACCUACGCCUUCUUCCCAGAUGAAGCUCCCAGCACCAUUAGACGUGUGUUCACUCCACAUCAUGCCCCACGUAGUAAGCGGCAUUUCUGUGGGCUUUGCGGUACUUCUAUCAGCCAUUGGAGUGAAGAGACUCCGGAGGAAGCAGAGUGGAUCUACAUGAACAUUGGAAGUCUUAGGCGAGACAGCAUGGAGCGUUUGGAGGAUGCAGGACUUCUGCGGGGUCUAGGAAGCGAGGAUAACGAGAUGGCACAGAUGGCUGCUGGUGGAUCAAGACAGGUGGCCAACCUAGGUCAAGGUCGUGAAGUACGGGGCACUCCUUGGUUCGAGGAGAUGAUCCAGGGAAGCGAGCUGGGGAGGAUCAAAAGGAGAAGAGGGCGGGAAACUAGUUCAGAUGGCCGCACAAAAGUGGAAUGGGAGAUCAGCGAGUUUGGAAGUGGUGACGGGGAUGUUCCUGUUGCAAGUACAAGCAAAAGGAAGCUUGGUUCUGUGGAUCAUAGGGACGACGUGGAGAUGAGGAGCGGAUAA
This is a messenger RNA of Letharia columbiana, 687 nucleotides long. RefSeq lists its product as uncharacterized. The transcript has 2 exons. Lineage: Eukaryota; Fungi; Ascomycota; Lecanoromycetes; Lecanorales; Parmeliaceae. The record is from RefSeq and is a predicted model, not a curated record. The coding region runs from base 1 to 687 and encodes 228 amino acids.